Molecule: messenger RNA, 1011 nt
Organism: Torulaspora globosa
Lineage: Eukaryota; Fungi; Ascomycota; Saccharomycetes; Saccharomycetales; Saccharomycetaceae
Gene: CSI2
Product: Csi2p
Exons: 1
Coding region: 1-1011 (336 amino acids)
Cellular component (GO): fungal-type vacuole; cellular bud neck
Source: RefSeq, a predicted model, not a curated record
AUGAGAAGUAACUUACUAUCUUCCUCCCACUUCAGCUCAAUGGCAACAGCUUCGAUGACUUUCGCACGUUCGAAGAAAGACACCGUCCAACGGUCGAGAAUUUUAUUUUGCUGUUUUCUUUUAGUACGAGGAGCUAUGUCUGAAGUCAUGUUGGAUGAACGUGGAUUACCGAAUCUCAAUUCGACAACUACGAGUAUCUCGUCUUCGGUUAGUUCAACAAGCUCCAGUGCACAGUCUACCAGUGCAACUUUUACGCCAUUUAUUCCAAGUUCGGAGGGCAACAAGUACGUCUAUCAUGCAACACAUACGGGUGGCACAGUUUUCAUAGCGGUCGGUAGCUGUCUAGCAUUCAUCUUAGGGAUUGUGCUGGUAGUAUGGAUUGUUUUCGGUUUCAGUUCAUGGCGUAGCGCCCGCAAGGAGUACAAGCUCAAAGAUAUGGAGGAGAAAUGUCAAUACGAUCCUUUCUUCUAUUCAACCUUCAAAGAUACAAGUGACGGUUCCGACAGCGAUGAAAGGAGCGAUAUGUCUGAGAAGGUUCUCAGAAAUAAGCCUUCCACCUUAAGUCUCUACAGUUUGACAUCCACCUCAAUGCUAAAUCUCCUAAACCAGACCAAGAACGACUCAGCUGGGGGAGAUCAGAAUGUACAUCAGUCGAACAACAGACGUUCAAUGUUCAUCUCGCCAAUUGAACUGCUGCAAAAUGAAGCCAAUAGAACCACCCUUUGGACCAACGAUAACACCAGCACCGGCACUCCUUUCGAUUCUCCGGUAAGCACUCAAGUCGAGCAAUCUUGCACGCAGAUCCUUAAUAACAUGGACGGCCUAACCGGACAAGCCAGAUCAAACAUCUACCACCAUAACAAGCGCUCCAAAAGCACAGUUGAUCUGCUACCGGGUGGUGGAUCUCCUUCUUCGCUUGAAGACACAAGCCAAACAAGAGAGACGAUAAACAACAAGAAACAUUAUAGAUCACCAAGCAUUGUUCUGGACCAACUACUGGACCAGGAUUAA